UCGUCUAGUUUCCAUGCCUUUUCGUCUUUCCUCUCUCUCUCUCUCUCUCUCGUUUUCUCGUUGGAGUGGUUGUAUUUGCAUACAUGACCUCCAUUCCAUGCCCAAGACUUCUUCAAUUCCACUGUUCCAUGCCUCGCCCUCCCAAUCGCAGAAGAAACUCCAGAAGAAGAAAAACCUCCUCCUUCACUUCCAAACCCUCUUCUUCUUCUUCUUCAAAUCCAUCUUCCUCCAACUCCAAUUACGUGGCGGUGGUGAUCGACCUUGAGCGGCUCUCUCUCUCCUCCUCCAACUCCCAUCUCCGCCGCCUCAUCGCCUCCGCUGACGACGCCCUCACCGACCUCCGCACCCUCGUCGCCCUCGACGACGCCGGCCGCCUCCUCGUCUCCUGCCGCCGCUCCACUCUCCGCUUCGUCGCCAACUCCCUCCUCUUCUCCUGCGUCGUCGUUUUGGGCUUCAGAGCCCUCUUUUGGCUGCUCUUCAAAAGGACCCACUCUUUCGGUGGCGGCGGCCAUGUGGUUGUGCGGAGGGACAGGAGUCUCGGAGGAAAAGAGGUUGUCGUCGCGAGGACGCCGCCGGGGCCUUCUUCUUCUACUCGGAGAGCUUUGAGUAGUCCGUUGUCGGCGGCAAAGGAAGGUGUGGGUCUUGUUGGUGGGACUGAGACUAGGGUUUCUUCGAGGGAGAAGAGGUUGCCGAAAUGGUGGCCGAGUUUGGAAUUGGAUAAGCAAAAUUGGGAUUCUGAUUCUUCCGAUGGAAUUUUUGAUAAGCAGGAUUAUCAGAGGGACGCCGACAGAUUGAUUCGAGCAAUCACGGACAAUAGAAUGAGCGGAAAGGACAUUGUAGCAGAUGAUAUUAUUCAAUUACGUCGAAUAUGCAGGACAUCAGGAGUGCGAGUCUCCUUUGAUACGACAAAUACACGGGAUUCAUUCUAUCGCACAGCUGUCGAGUUUAUGUUAAAUGUUUGUGGCAGGGCACCAACUUAUUCAUCCCUUAUUCAGAUUGAUGGCGAAGAUAUCCGGCAAUUUAUUGCUGGUCUUGCUGAAAACAUUGGGCUCGAAAAUACUCGUGCCGCGAGAAUUGUGUCUGCUGCAGUGGCAGCGCGGACACGUUCACUAUUUUUACAAGCCUGGGCAUUGGAAAUGCAAGGUAAGCAUGAUGAAGCAAUGUCGGAACUAUCAAAGAUAUGCCUUAUCUUGCGAAUAUUCCCUCCAGAGGAGUCCUCGCCUGAGAUGGAGAUGGUGGCUCGAGGCCUGGCAAAGCACCUGAAACUAGAGCAGAGGGAGUUUUUGAUGAAUAUGCUGGUCGGUUUUUGUGACGAACAAAGUCGGAAAAUUGCAGCGGAAGCCUUGGGUUUGAUGUCAUCUCCUACUUAUUAUAUCGGCGAUCAACAGUAGAAGAGCUAGUACAUGAAAAACAUUAGCAAGCUGUAAAUUCGUUUCUUUCAGGAUUGAAUUCAUGGCAACUAAAUAGGUUUAGUUCGUUAUUUCAGUUUCUUUUUUGUUAACUGGUCAGUAGAACAGGUUAUUAUUCAUUUAUGCCCCCUAGUUAGUUUAUAAACCAAAAUUAACAGCUAAUAAAUUUCUGAAUC
Messenger RNA from Morus notabilis, 1585 nucleotides. RefSeq lists its product as uncharacterized. The transcript is spliced from 7 exons. NCBI's taxonomy places the organism in Eukaryota, Viridiplantae, Streptophyta, Magnoliopsida, Rosales, Moraceae. The record is from RefSeq and is a predicted model, not a curated record. Bases 84 to 1391 code for a protein of 435 amino acids.